Molecule: messenger RNA, 1365 nt
Organism: Angiostrongylus costaricensis
Lineage: Eukaryota; Metazoa; Nematoda; Chromadorea; Rhabditida; Metastrongylidae
Source: the annotation of a GenBank genome assembly
AUGAUCUGUUCGAAAACGCCAUGGUUGGUCCUCUGUACUGCAUCGAUAGCAUUAGCGGCACAAAAAACCGACAAAUUGGAGUGCAUGUUUCUAGGGUAUCCAGACCUGGAAUAUGACGGUUUCGAUAGAACGGAGGUGUUGACAGAAAAGAACUUUAACAAAACCGUUUUUGCUGAGGAUGCGAAAUCUGUCGUAUUCUUUAACGACGUCGAAGAGGACGAUCCAGAGCUUGAUCAAUACGAGUGCUUCAUGCAGCUGUCCGCACAAAUCAUGACCAAACGUGGUUAUAACUUCUUCACUGUGAACACAACAAAAGAAUUGAAGCUCAGAAAGCAGGAAGAAGUUGAUAAAGGAGAGGAUACCAUCCAUGUUUACAAAGAUGGCUUCAAAAUCGAGUACAAUGGUGUUCGUGAUCCUGAAACGUUCGUCGGCUGGAUGAUGGAUAUUCCUGAUGAUCCAGUGACGAUCAUUAAUGACGAGCAUGAUCUGGAAGAAUUCGAAGAUCUCGAGGACGAGACUGUGAGAGUAGUUGGAUAUUUUGAGCCUGGAUCAGCUGGUAAGAUUUUCAAGAAUAUCUUUCGGAAACCUAAAUCACUGAAAGAGUUUGAAGAGGCAGCUGAGGAAUUUAUGGGGGAAAUCGAGUUUUUUGCCGUUGUUACGUCAAAGUGGGCUCGAAAAGUUGGACUGAAACGGAUAGGAGAAAUACAAAUGCUUCGGCCAUUUGAAGAAGACCCUCUUUUUGCUCCAUCUUCAGCUGAUACAGGCAGAUUUUCUUCCAAGAAGCUUUCUCCUUGUGUGUGCUUGAUAAAUUUUUAUUUAGAAGAAGAAAUCGAGGAUUGGGUAGAGAAACACAAGGAACCUGUAAUGCAAAAGUUGACGCUAGAGAACUACUUCAAUGUUUGGAAAGAUCCUGAAGAAGAUGAACGGCUGAUUUUGGCAUUUGUGGAUGAGGAGACCCGAGAAGGCCGAGCGAUGAAGAGGCUCCUCGAUAAAAUUGCCGAUGAAAAUUCAGAGCAUGCCGGAACGCUGGAGAUUGUGUUGAUCGAUCCUGAUGAGUUUCCCCUUAUGGUAGAUGUGUGGGAGGAGAUGUUUGGCAUCGACAUCGAAGAAGGACCUCAAAUUGGUCUUGUCGACAUAUCCGAGAUUGGUAAGGAAGGAAUCUGGUUUGAUAUUUCCCAAGUAAACCUGGACGAUCCUAAAAAGCACAGCGACAGCAACUUCGAAGUGUUGCAAACAUGGAUUGACCAGAUUAUGAGCGGUUCGAUCACCCUCGACGGUGAGUUUGUGAUGUACGACGACGAUGAAGAAGAGCCGAGUCCUCCACCACCAUCUAGCAAAGGAAAGAAAAGUAAAAAAGAGCUUUGA